GCUUGCCACUAUGGGCUCUCACGGUCGGGUUCGCUUUGCAAAGUGCCAGCUGCUGGCCACCUGCUUCUUCACCCUGCUGCUGGGCCUCACCAUGGGCAUCCUGACCGUCCUCACCCGGUUCGGGGACCGCUUUGUCAUCCUCCAUGCUGUCUCCUCAGAGAGCGACCCCUACGGGCCCAUGUACCACUGGGCUUUCUCCCUGGGCAUCUUCCUGACCUCGAUGCUGACCCUGGGGCUUGUGCUGAGCACCCUGGGUGUGGUGUGGGAAGCCAAGGGCCUUCUGGCUGGGGGCUUCGUUUCCUUCACCCUGGUGUUCUUCGUGGCAGUGCAAGUGACGUUCUGGAGAUACCGGGAGCCCUCCAAGGUGGAGAACACCAUGCUUGACACCUACGACCUGGCUUAUGAACAGGCGAUGAGGAACGUCUCUGACAUCUGGUGGCAGAGGCUGGUAGCCAUCCAUGACACGUUUGGCUGCUGUGGAAAGAGCUCACCUCUCAGCUGGCUUGGACAUGAGGAAAAGGCCUUGUGCAGGGGAGUCCAGCAGAGAGAGGGCUGCCUCCAGGAGAUCAGAAGCUUCGUGAGGGAGCACUUGGCCUUAGUCACCCUCCUGUUUAUCAUCACUCUGGCCCUCAUGGUUUAUGGAAUGUUCCUCACCUCCUUCCUCUGGCUGACCAUCCACUACGGCAGGAACCUGGACCGAAAGGGCCACUACACACUGACCACCCAGUAGGGCCUGGCUCAGGCUGACCCAGGGGCUGCUGCCAAUGGGGGAGUCCUCUUUCCUUCCUUCAGUCCAGCCAGGAGCCUGCCCAAGGAUGGAGGCAGCCAGCCCUGCCAGGAGCCCUUGGCAGUGUGCUGGCCACCUGUGGCUUAGAGGGGAGAGCCCUAGAGGUGAAGUCAGCCACUCCCCACUGCCUGCGGGGCCUAGGACAUGCCAUUCCUUCUUGGAACCUCAGUUUCCUUAUCUGUCCAGAAGAACGAUGAUAGCUGCAUUCUCUCCCUCUCAGGACUUUAUGAGAAAAGUGCUUAAUGAACUUCAAAAAGCAAGAAAAGCUCAACAGUUGCCAGCUGGGGCCAGGACCCCCUGCCCCUCUCUGCGCCCCUCCUCUCUCUCGCUGAGCUCCAAACGAUCCAGCGGUGACCACACUCAACAUGCUAGAAUGGGGAGUCUUUGCUUGGGCUCUCGGGGCACCUAGAGGGUGUGUGGGUAGAUUGCAGGGGAUCCUGGGAACUUCUGA
Molecule: messenger RNA, 1238 nt
Organism: Trichosurus vulpecula (common brushtail)
Lineage: Eukaryota; Metazoa; Chordata; Mammalia; Diprotodontia; Phalangeridae
Gene: TSPAN32
Product: tetraspanin 32
Exons: 8
Coding region: 11-730 (239 amino acids)
Cellular component (GO): membrane
Source: RefSeq, a predicted model, not a curated record